CAUCUUCUCCAAUGGUCUUUAUAUAAGAGCCCCUAAACACGAACUUCCCUCACCCUGACCCUGCGUAGGAAGGACACCAUCGGAAGAAUGGAGAGCCAAGAUCUUUCGCCACCCCACGUGGACGCAUCUCGACCGUCCCUUGGCUUCCCCUUGGGCACUGCCCUUCUCUUGAUCAUAAUCUUCGCCUUAAGUGGCAUCCUCUCUUGCUGCUACCACUGGGAUAGACUCCGUUCCCUCCGUCACCCCCAAAUGCCUUCUUCACCCACCAAAUCUAGGCACCCCACCACGGAUUUGAGGCAAAACAGCUUGCCAGUGUUGAUGCCGGGGGACGAGGUGCCGAAGUUCAUAGCCAUGCCGUGUCCGUGUCAGCCUUUGAGACCGGACAACAUCGUUGUCACCGUCGAAACGGAGAAGCCGCCGCCGAAGCCGCCGCAACUUCCAGUUCCUUUCUAUUUGUAAAAUGGGUCAGAUUCGAGAUUCGAGGUUCUUCUCCCAAGCUGCGAUUCUCGCCACACCAAACGUCGUCACGUGUUCCUCGUUGCCACCAUUUGUUGUACCAAUAUGUAUUUUCAUUUUUCUCCCAAAAAAAAAAAAAAAAAAAAAAAAACAGAGUGGAUAAAGAAUAAGGACUAGGUAGGGCUGAAGUUGCAGAUCAAUUCGUAGAUUUUGAGGACCAUUUCAUUUGAUUCAAUCGAUCCUUGUGUAGUGUGUAAACUGUUAGGGAGUUUCUAGAUUGUGGGGAAACAAAAUCCGAUUUCGCUGGUUCUUCUUGAUCUUUACUUCAAUAAGAAAGGGGUUGAUGUUGCCCACAAUUGGUUUUA
Messenger RNA from Cajanus cajan (pigeon pea), 821 nucleotides. NCBI's taxonomy places the organism in Eukaryota, Viridiplantae, Streptophyta, Magnoliopsida, Fabales, Fabaceae. The record is from RefSeq and is a predicted model, not a curated record.